GAAAGGUAUACAGAGAGUUCUAUAAGCGAACAAUAAUAACAUAAAUCCACUAGACCCUGAAAAUUGUCCAAAUUAGUUGUUGAAUUCGAUUUUUUUCCAUUUCCUCGCGGAAAUAUGUCACCAUUCGUCACUUCUUCGAGCAUGUAUAGUUAAUCACCAGUAGGUAGACUUCCUGUAGGUUCGCAUAUCGCUUUGAUCGACUAGUUUUUACGUGAUUAAUUGGGUUUGUAUUCCUCUAGAUUUUGCCCACUUUACUUCCUUUACUUAAUGGAUAUAUCGGUGGGCAAAGAAGCCGAAGAAGUAAAUAACAGAUACAAUAAUUAAUUGAGUUAGCUUCACAUUGUGUUUCCGAAAGAUGUUGGGUAUAAAGUUAGGCUGACUUGGAAUUCUUUCUUCUUGUAGUAGAGCCUGCGUUACCACCGAAAUCUAACCAAAUAUGCUGCGGAAGAUAAUCUUGCUCGUAUUUAUAUGCUGCAUGAUUGUUCAUCUCGAGGCCUAUAAUCCUGUGACCAAGCUUUCACGACCUAUUGGUAUAUGUAUAAGAAAUUGCGCCCAGUGUAAAAAAAUGUAUGGGCCCUACUUUGAUGGCGAACUUUGCGGCGAUGCUUGUAUUAAAUUCAAAGGUAAAAUUAUACCAGAUUGCGAUGACAUCAAUUCGGUUGCACCAUUUUUAACUAGACUGGAUUGAAAAAGAGAAAAAUGCAAUAUAUUAUUCAGAAGAAUGAAUAAAGAUAAAAUUCAUGCGAUACCUAUCAAUAUUUGAUACGUAAACUAAUGGAAAUUGUCUUUGUAUUUAAUUUAUUGAUAUUGUUUAUAUUUUUUUAUAUUUCAUGUUGUACCUAUACAUACUCAUCAUAAACUUUAUAUACAUAAUAUUAUCAAGAAAUCAAAUGAAGAGAGUAAUAUUUCACAAGAUAUGGUUGUAAGAUUAAAUUCA
Coccinella septempunctata (seven-spotted ladybird) is the source of this 937-nucleotide messenger RNA. RefSeq names its product eclosion hormone. Gene Ontology annotation, molecular function: ecdysis-triggering hormone activity. The record is from RefSeq and is a predicted model, not a curated record. Gene Ontology annotation, biological process: ecdysis, chitin-based cuticle; neuropeptide signaling pathway. The transcript has 3 exons. NCBI's taxonomy places the organism in Eukaryota, Metazoa, Arthropoda, Insecta, Coleoptera, Coccinellidae. Bases 437 to 688 code for a protein of 83 amino acids.